Cokeromyces recurvatus is the source of this 1281-nucleotide messenger RNA. RefSeq names its product ribosomal protein L4 domain-containing protein. Bases 1 to 1203 code for a protein of 400 amino acids. The transcript is spliced from 2 exons. The record is from RefSeq and is a predicted model, not a curated record. Gene Ontology annotation, cellular component: cytosolic large ribosomal subunit; ribosome. Gene Ontology annotation, biological process: translation. Gene Ontology annotation, molecular function: structural constituent of ribosome; RNA binding. Lineage: Eukaryota; Fungi; Mucoromycota; Mucoromycetes; Mucorales; Mucoraceae.
AUGUACGAUAGAAAUGAGCUAUGCCAAUUAUGCACAAUCGUUUUAUUAACUUUUAAGAAUUGUUACAAUUCCGCUGCCAGACCUGUUAUCAACGUCUAUACCGAAGCCGGUAACACCGUUGCCUCCACCGUCCCUCUUCCUGCCGUCUUCAAGGCCCCUAUUCGUCCUGAUAUCGUCAACUUUGUUCACACCAACAUGGCCAAGAACAAGCGUCAACCUUAUGCUGUCUCUUCUAAGGCUGGUGAACAAACCUCUGCUGAAUCUUGGGGUACUGGUCGUGCUGUUGCCCGUAUUCCUCGUGUUAACGGUUCUGGUACCCACCGUGCCGGUCAAGCCGCUUUCGGUAACAUGUGUCGUGGUGGUCGUAUGUUCGCUCCUACCAAGACUUGGAGAAAGUGGAACGUCAAGCUUAACUUGAACCAAAAGCGUUUCGCCACUGCCUCUGCUUUGGCCGCUUCUGCUCUUCCUUCUUUGGUCAUGGCUCGUGGUCACCGUAUUGAAAAGAUUGAAGAAGUUCCUCUUGUUGUUUCCGAUAACAUCGAAAAGUUGACCAAGACUAAGGAAGCCGUUGCCCUCUUGAAGGCUAUCAAUGCUUAUACUGAUGUCGUUAAGGUCUCCAACUCUCGUAAGCUCCGUGCUGGUCAAGGUAAGCUCCGUAACCGUCGCCACAGACAACGCCGUGGUCCUCUUGUGAUCUACAACGAAGAUAACGGUAUCGUUAAGGCUUUCCGCAACUUGCCUGGUCUUGAAUUGGUUAACGUUCGUCGUCUUAACCUCUUGCAAUUGGCUCCUGGUGGUCAUCUCGGUCGUUUCAUCAUCUGGACUCAAUCCGCUUUUGCUCUUCUUGAUGAACUCUAUGGUACCUACGAAACCCCUGCUACCUUGAAGAAGAACUAUGUCUUGCCCGAUAACAUCAUGACCAACCCCGAUGUUGCUCGUCUCAUCAACUCUGAUGAAAUUCAAUCUGUCGUUCGUCCCGCUGGUAACAAGCACCACAAGCGUCCCUUCACUCAAAAGAAGAACCCUCUCAAGAACCAAGGUGUCAUGAACCGUCUUAACCCUUACGCUCAAGUCCUCCGUCGUGCUGAGCUCAUCAAGGCUGAGAAGAUUGCUGCUGGUAAGGUUACCAAGACCCAAAAGAAGAAGUCUGGUGCUUCCACUGCUGCUUCUAAGAAGUUCUUGGAAGUCCUCCACUCUGCUUAAGAACUGCGUUUGAAGGUUUUUUUAUAUUAAAUAAUUAAUAAUAAUUAAAAGUGGGUGAACAUUCAUUUUUGUUUAUUU